UCUCCUGAUCGAUAAUUUCUCUGUUCAAAUAUCUCUGACUGUCUCUCUCACAUACACACACACGCACACACAAAACACACAGAGAGAGAGAGAGAGAGAAUUAUGGCAAGAAUGUCAGAUCCCCUCAUAGUUGGAAGAGUGAUAGGGGAUGUUCUUGACUCUUUCAGUCCAACUACCAAGAUGUUUGUCACUUACGCUAAUAAACAAGUGUUCAAUGGUCAUGAGUUCUAUCCUUCUGCAGUUGUUAUGAAACCAAGGGUUGAGAUUCAAGGAGGCGACCUAAGAACCUUUUACACUUUGGUUAUGACUGACCCUGAUGUCCCAGGCCCCAGUGAUCCAUAUCUCAGAGAACACCUCCACUGGUUAGUGACCGACAUACCGGGCACCACAGAUGCAACAUUUGGUAAGAACAUCACACUGUACACACAAACACACACACACACACACGGACAAAUGCGAAAUGUGAAUAACACUGCUUUUUUCCUGGUUAAAAUUAUUACUUCAACAGGAAAAGAGCUGGCAAGCUACGAGAUCCCGAAGCCCAACAUCGGAAUCCACAGGUUUGUGUUCGUUCUCUUCAAGCAAACCGGCAGACAAACAGUAAAGAACCUGCCUACCUCCAGAGAUCACUGCUUCAACACCCGACGUUUCGCCGUCGAGAAUGGGCUGGGCCUCCCUGUCGCCGCCGUCUUCUUCAACGCUCAGCGCGAAACCGCCGCCCGAAGGCGGUAGCUGGCCACCACCCCAUAUAUAUAUAUAUAAUAUAUAACCAUCACCACAAAUAAAUAAACGGUCACCAGUACUUGUGAUCAACCACUGCAGCUAACUGAUGAUGAUCAAACUGUUGCGCAGAGAACCCUUUUCCCUAUGUGACCCUCUGUAUGUUCUUUUCUUUCCACUAAAAGAUAUUGAAUC
Sesamum indicum (sesame) is the source of this 915-nucleotide messenger RNA. Lineage: Eukaryota; Viridiplantae; Streptophyta; Magnoliopsida; Lamiales; Pedaliaceae. The record is from RefSeq and is a predicted model, not a curated record.